This is a messenger RNA of Andrographis paniculata, 2841 nucleotides long. RefSeq names its product putative late blight resistance protein homolog R1A-3. Bases 1 to 2841 code for a protein of 946 amino acids. The transcript is spliced from 3 exons. Gene Ontology annotation, molecular function: ADP binding. Lineage: Eukaryota; Viridiplantae; Streptophyta; Magnoliopsida; Lamiales; Acanthaceae. The record is from RefSeq and is a predicted model, not a curated record. Gene Ontology annotation, biological process: defense response to other organism.
AUGGCUGUAGCUGCUUAUGCAUCGUUGGUUUCUCUUACUCAUGUCCUUGACAACGUUCAUUACCGUGCUCAGCUUCGUCGCCUUCAUGUGGACAUAACACGGAUUGAAUCUCUCCAGGAAAGCAUCAAUUUCUUGGUGGAGUUCCUUGAAUUGAACCAUGGAAGAAAAGGCCAGCAGAUUGAAGAUCUUUGGAGACAAAUAUCUGAAGCUAGUUUUGAGCUUGAAGAAACUUUUGACUUACAUGUUGUGAGCCAACUUCAGAAGGAAUCUCCAGGAGAAAAUAGUGAUAUGGGUGCGAGAGCAUUUGAUGAAGAUUUGGACACUAUGAUCCAAAAGAUUGACUGCAUCAAGCGAAAGCUAUCGAUGGUUGAAGAGGUAGUGGAGGAGUUCAUGGUUGAAAAGCAAACCAGAGCUUCAGCUGUUCCAGCAGUUGGUUCUUCAAUUGGUGCAUCUUCCAUUUCAAAGAAUACUAUUGUGGGACUUGACGAACACGUGAUGAAGAUAAAGGGUGAGCUUGCAAGAUAUGAUGACAAUCUCCAAAUCAUCCCAAUUGUCGGUAUGGGGGGUAUUGGCAAGACUACUCUUGCUAAAAAAGUUUAUGAGGAUAAAUUUGUUGUCGAACGCUUUGAUGUGCGCAUUUGGAUUACAAUUUCUCAGGAGUAUAGUGUUGAUGAGAUACUCCUUGGUCUUGUCAAUGACGGAAAAGUAGAAAGACAUGGUGGAAAUUCAGAUGGUCCUGGAGAAGUAUUGCACAAAAAGCUGUAUGGUAGAAGAUACUUGAUUGUUAUGGAUGACUUAUGGACUCUUCAAGCUUGGGAUGAUUUAAGGAGAUUCUUUCCAGAUAAUGGGAAUGGAAGUCGGAUUAUUAUAACCACUAGGCUAUCACAUGUAGCUGGUUCUUUAAGCUCUCACGACCCUUAUUCGAUGACACCAAUGGACAUGAAUACAAGCUGGAGUUUAUUUUGUCAAACUGUAUUUGGAGAAGAAAAUUGUUCACAUCCCGAAUUGGAGAAAAUCGGAAGGGGGAUUGCCAGAAAUUGUAGAGGACUUCCUUUACAAAUUACUGUUAUAGGAGGACUACUUGCAAAGUCUGGCAUGAAGAAAGAGUAUUGGGAAUCGGUUGCUAAAAAUGUAAGUUCCUUUAGCAAUGCAAGUGAUGGUGAACAUUGUUUGAAUAUAUUACUUCUGAGUUAUAAUAAUCUGCCUAUAUAUCUCAAGCCAUGUUUCCUCUACAUGAGAACCUUCCCAGAAGAUGCUGAAGUUCAUUUCUUAAGUCUAAUAAAUUUUUGGGUUGACGAAGGUUUUAUAACAACGAAAGAAGAUAAAAGUUUGGAAGAACUUGGUAAGGAGUACUUGAAAGAUCUUGUUGAUAGAAAUCUUCUUUUUGUGCGUGAACAAGAAGAUACGGGGGAAUUAGAAACAUGUGGCAUCCAUGAUCUUUUGCGAGACCUAUGCAUUAGUAUUUCUAAAAAAGAGAAUUUUUUGUGUUCUCCAAGAAUACAAUACUUGAAUCUGACAUAUUAUUUCGGAAGAGUGUGCUUUCUAUGUGGUGAUUCAGCGACAGAAGUAGAAAGGAGAAAUCUCUUUGCAUUUGAUGUUAUUUCUCCAUCAGCUUCAUAUGCUAAUCCUCCCGUUUGUGGUAACUGUGAAGUGACUUAUUCGCAUAUGAAGAGACUAAGAUUGGUCAAAGUCGUCGAUGAAGUUGGUGUAGCUCAUGAUUCACUUGUGCAGCACACUAAACUAAGGUAUGUCUCUGUCUCAUUCAAUAAGCCUCUAAUGUUAAUAUCUUCUUCGAUGCUACGCUUGCUAUGGAACCUUCAGAGUGUAUCUUUCCAAGAUUCACCUUUGGUAGUUUUACCAUCUGAAAUCUGGGAGCUGCCGCAACUUAGAACUAUUGACUUCAAGGAUGUAGUGCUGCCGAAGCCUCCAAAUGCUCAUGUCGAAGAGAAAGAUGCUUUUACUCUGAAGAAUCUUCAAAGCCUAGGCAGUGCAAGGAACCUUGAGCUCACUGAUGAGAUUCUUGAUGGAAUUCCUAAUUUGAAGGAUCUAGUAAUAAAGUAUGAUAAGCGUCUGAGAGGGUCGGAUACUUCUUUGUGUUAUCUUGCCAGAUUGCUGAAACUUGAAACACUAGUUGUUGAAAAUACGUUGCAGAACAUUGGCUUUCCAAAUUCUCUCAAAGUGUUGGCUCUGAAGAGAUGCAGAAUUCCUUGGAGUGGUAUGUCCAUAGUUGGUUCAUUACCCAAUCUUGAACAACUUCUUUUGAUUCAUACUGCAGAGGGCUCUGAGUGGAAUCCAACCGAAGGGGAAUUUCUUCGAUUAAAAGCUUUGUGGAUUAAUGGUAGUGAUGUAGUACAAUGGGGAGCUGAUCAAAACCACUAUCCUAGGCUCGAGUAUCUUUCACUGUGUAACUUACCUUCAUUGGAAGAAAUCCCUUCGGGUGUCGGAGAUAUACCAACACUACGGAAAAUUCGCUUGAAAUAUUGCAGUGAGUCUGCUGUGGAUUCGGCAAACCAAAUAUUAGAGGAACAACAGAGCAUGGGAAAUGAUAUCCUCGAGGUCUAUGUCUCUGAUGAUUCUGGAGAUGAUGAUACAGAUGAAGAUGAUGAAACUGAAGGCGAAGAUGAAGACGAAGACAAUGAUGAAGAUGACGAGUCUGAUGGCAAAGACAAAUAUGAAGAUGAUGUGAAGAUGAAGAUAAUGAGUCUGCCUCAUGGCCCUAAGGACAGAAGAAGAAGAAGAGGAAGAAGAAGAAGAAGAAGAAGAUGUUCUUCCCUUCCUGUAUUUGCAACAAUUUUGCUACAAAUCGAGCCACGAUCUGGAUUGAGGUGCUUGUGGCUGUAA